Messenger RNA from Thalassophryne amazonica, 3568 nucleotides. It is a transcript of the gene slain2, whose product is annotated as SLAIN motif family, member 2. Gene Ontology annotation, cellular component: microtubule plus-end. NCBI's taxonomy places the organism in Eukaryota, Metazoa, Chordata, Actinopteri, Batrachoidiformes, Batrachoididae. Gene Ontology annotation, biological process: cytoplasmic microtubule organization; positive regulation of microtubule polymerization; microtubule nucleation. The record is from RefSeq and is a predicted model, not a curated record.
UCGUUUCUGCCCGUCACCGCGAAUAACCGAAGAUGACUCCGUCGAGCUUCUUGAGUUCGCUAGUAACUAAGGUGUCCUCAUUUAACACCUAGAAAAGAGUGGAGUAAAGAAAAAUUAAAGGGCCUGCCGGCACACAGCCGCCUGGAAAGAGCACGAAGCGGCGCAUAUUUUGGCCAAGCCGAGGAGGAGCCACCAUGGAGGAUAUCAACUCAAAUAUCAACGCGGACUUGGAGGUGCGGAAGCUCCAGGACUUGGUGAAGAAACUCGAACAGCAAAACGAGCAGCUUCGGAGCAGGUCUGCCUUGCUGUCGUCGUCUGGGGCCAUGUCAGGGACUCCCAGACCCCUGAGCGCCGGUUACGACCCGUCGUCCGUGUCGGCGGGGAUCGCAGCCGGUCUGGCCGGCUUCACUGGGGUGGGGUUCGGCGGACUGGUGGAGAACAACCGCUGUCUGAGCCCCAGACUGUCGUACGACGGCAUCAGCUUCCGGAGGGCGUACGACGGCGAGGGGGCAUCGGCCGCCACCAACUCACUUUAUUCAGACACAACCGGGGGCUUCAUAGACGAAAGCAAAACCUCCAUCCUAGACGAAGUGGACGUCCUCGAUCUGGAAGACAUGGAUUGUCUGAACGAAGACGAGGACAGCUGGCUAUAUGAAGCCAAACUCAACAGUCCACUGCAGAAAGCCUUGAGUCCUAUGGUGUGGUGCCGUCAAGCUCUUGACAAUCCCAGUCCUGAGAUGGAAUCAGCCAAGCGUAGCAUCAUCCACAGACUGGACCUCACCAUGUCAGCCAACAAACGCAGGAGCCUGUAUGGAAGCCCGUACAGCCAGCAGGUGACUUAUGGGAGUCCAUAUAGCACAAACACAGCAAACAGCCCUUACAGCAGUGGCUUCAAUUCCCCCUCCUCAACUCCCAGCAGAGUGCCUAUUGUAAGACAGCAGCUUCUUCCUGGGAACGCAGUACACCAGAGAAAUGCGACAGCAGAGCGGAAUCCUCCAGCAGUGAGCCCACAGUCGUCAGUCGACAGUGAGCUGAGCACCUCAGAGAUGGACGAGGACUCUGUGGGCUCCUCUACUACCUACAAACUCAAUGAUGUCACUGAUGUACAGAUUCUGGCUCGCAUGCAGGAAGAGAGUUUAAGACAGGACUACGCAGCUACAGCAUCCAGGCGGAGCUCAGGGUCAUCCUGCCACUCACUGCGGCGUAGCACAUUCAGCGACCAGGAGUUAGACGCACACAGUUUGGAGGACGAAGAGGAGGCAGUGCACCCAGCAUUCCAUCUGCCCUCCAACCGCUUCAGCCCUUCUCCACGCCACUCGCCUCGCGUCUCUCCGAGGAAUUCGCCCCGUUCGCGCUCCCCAGCACGGUCCAUUGACUACAGCCAUGGGCGCAGCUCCCCUCAGCCCAUCAUCAGCCGCCUGCAGCAGCCUCGCCACUCACUGCAGGGACACGGGCAAGACCUGCAGACCAAUGUGGUGAAGAACGAAGAAAAGCUUCGGCGUAGUCUUCCCAACCUCACACGCUCCAUGGCCACAGCGGUUCAGAGCCCCGAACCCGUCAAGAACAGCCGCAGCUGUGAAUCCAACCUGCAAGUGCCAAACGGAGGCUCUCCCCGGCACCAGAGCCAGUCUGCUACAGCAACUCAACUGUCAAGAUACUCAGCUACUUCUCGGUCAACUCCAAAACCCAAACAGCACCUCCAAAGACCAACUGCCCUCCGAGUCCCGCUCUCCUGUUGCUUUGGAGAAGAAGGUGAUUUCAUUCCUUCUCCCAGUAAAUUGAGGACUCCAGCCACCCCGUCCCCGCUGGCCUUGAGGCAGCCAGUAAAGGCCGCAUCCAACCCUGGCUCCGCUAACACCACGCCCACCCGUUCCUUAGCUCCUCCCCGCAGUGGCCUGCCCCGCCCCAGCGCUCCUGCAGGAGGGGGCAUCCCUCUGCCCCGCAGCAAGCUGGCUCAGCCUGUGCGCAGAACUCUUCCUGCUCCUCGGACCUACAGCAGCACGGGUGAAAACUGGAGGGAAGGCUGUUACUAAGGAGGGCCAGCAGGGGGCUCUCCUGCCAAACUAAGGAGGCAGACAAUACAAAGAGGCACUUUACCGUGAGACUAUGUUCCAAAUGUAUACAGGAAGUGACAAGUGACAGAUUGUGUCUCUCUGUUGGUUCCUGGCUGUGGAGGUUCAGGCACGCGAACAGGCCGGAAAAUGCCAAAGAAACCAGCCCACCUCCAGCUCCGACAGCAGAGGGCACAGCGCCCAGCUCCAUGUGAUCGCCACUCUCUCCCGCUCUGAUUUCACCUCCGCCACGUUGAAAUGUUUCCAUGCAUUUCUUCUUAUGCUCUGUGUUUAACAGAUGUGGGUGAGUGAUCUCUAUGAUGAUGCUGUGCAAGUGAAAUGUCCCAUGAUGUUGGACAGUUUGUCCUUGUGUCACAACAGUGAAAAGCACCAGAAGAGUCUUUAGUCAGAAUGUAUGUUCAGCUUUAUUUAUUCAAAUUAUUUAAGAAGUCUCAUCCAAACAUCCGCAUCAGUAUUUCUUUGAAGCUCAAACUGGCCCCAGUGUCUUCCAUGAUGGUGUUUCAGCAGUAACUCCUACUGACACAUUGUAGUUAUCAAUAAUUACGAUGUGAGGGAUUGGGUUACUUCAGAAACCCUGCCAUUAAUGAUACUGUGGCCAGAUUAGGCUUACAAUUUGAAUUAUUUUAAUACGGAAAAAAAAUGUACAUUUUGAACCUCAGUUGUAAGCUAACUGUCCAAAGCCUUUUGUUUGUUUUGACUGUCUCGUGAGGAUUUGUGAGGGAAUCGGACUGAUAAAUGACAUCUUGGCCAAAGCCUCUGUGCCGAGUUUACCAUAGUUUGCCAACAAACACCCACAUUGGUAAAGCGUACUUUUAUUUUUUAUAAGUGAUAUCUCAGAAACCUGUGUAUUGAGGGGAAAAAGUACAGCUGAAAAUGGAUUCUGCUCAAUCUUGGACACCAGGCAAAUAGUCCCAUUUUGACAGAGUUCAUCAGUUGUCAGUCGGAAUUGGUGGUGCCACAAAAAAAGGAAAAAAUGUCUUUAAACACAUUUUUAAAGUCAACCUAGCCGUUAACACGUGCUGUCACUGUCAGAUAGUUUGUGGCACAAAAGAUGUUUGGCCAUUUGUGCAGUGUGUUAUGAAACUAGUGCCUAUAAUUUGAAGUUCUACUUGAGUUUGAACAUGUUUGGGGUUUUUUUUUUUGUUGUUUUUUUGUGCCAAAUUCUGGAUUUUGCAUUGGUUUUCAGAGUUACUUAUCUGCUUGAUUGCUUUCCUGUUUCUUUUUGUAAGUCAGUCAAGACAUUGAUAAUUGCUUUAAAAUGUUUAAUAUGCGCCUUCAUAUUUAUAACUAAUAACACAUUCUGUAAAUGAAGCUAUUUAUUAAAGAAAGAGGUGCCUCUGUCAAAGAUUUGGUGGGAUGUUAGAAUGUGGCAAAAAGACGUACCACACCUUUUGUGUGAAAGUUUUUGUUACUGAAUUUUUUUAUAUCCACAGACGUGACAUCGACUUUCCCCGUGUAAAGGCACAUUUCAAAUUAAAGCUGAAAAGUGAUUGUGU